ACCACCAGCUGAGCGGUCGCGUACGGCAAUUAAAUAAUGCCCCUGGGUAUAGAAAAUUCGAAAAACAUCUGGCCCAAAAACCCACCUUUUUUACUGGAUAUUUCAAUUACACCUUGCCUCAAGGCGUAAUUAAUCACUCGUAACAAGGCCCAGGUCACAAGUUGACCCUUCAGAUUUGUAAACAACACCGGGUCAGAGUGCACUGGACGAAAAGAAGCGCGCGACGACGCUGCAUGAUUCUUCGCGUUGUUGCCCAAGCUUUCUUUCCAAGCUGGUCGUCUUCACAUUGCAUGCUGUUGUUUUGAAGUUUUGGUCGCUGUUUCAGAAUAUUUUCGAGUUUUAUACAGAAUGGUUAAUGUACAUUGGAGUGAUGCCGCUACAUAUGCACUAAUAAGCGUAUGGGGUAACUCCAAGAUCCAGAACGGGUUUGACGGCACAAGACGAAACGGGGCAAUUUAUGGCCAAAUAAAGGCAAAAAUGGACGAACUUGGUUUCGUUUAUGAACUUUGCCAAAUUGUGAACAAGUGUAAGAACUUGAAACGGUUGUACUUGGAGGCCAAGGAUGACCAAAACAAAUCCGGCCAUGGUCCGGCUGAAUGGCAAUAUUUCGCCGAGAUGGACGAUAUUUUUGGAGAUCGGCCUGCGACGAAUCCAACAUAUGUUGCCGGGUCGGCCCUGCCAAGAACAAGUACACCAAGCAGCAGCAGGUCAGCUGCAGGAAGGAGGCCUACAACAAGCCAGGCGCUUGAAAGUGAAGGCUCCUCAAACCGGGAUCCACCAAACCAAGCAGCUGUUAACCCAGGCCUAGAUGAUAGUGGAGUACAAGAAGACGCAGAGCCAGAUACAGCAGUGGCAACAAAUCAGAAAAGGAAAUGCUCAACUAAAUCAGGAAGGAAAAAGGCCAAGACCAGUUUAGUUUCAGAGUUGUCAGAAGUGUUUCAGAAAUCUAACCAGGAAUUCCGUGCGCAGUUGUUAGAAGAUCAAAGAAAGGCGGCUGAAGCAAAGAGAGAGUUGGAACGAGAGAGAGAGGAGAGAGAGGAAAGGAUGAUGAUGCGUAUGCAUGAACUAUCAUCUGAACGUCAAAUGAGAAUGAUUCAGGCUUUAGGAAUGAUGCUUCGACCGGCCGCACCACAGACUUUUCCACAACCAACGCAAUACAAUGCUGCGCAACAAUCAUAUGAACAGUCUGAACAUGGCCAAAGACAACAUCAGACUUUGCUUCCUACACGGCAAGAAGGGUAUUGGCCAAGACAACACGCGCAGCAUCACCAACCGCAGCACCACCAACCACAACAACAGGAACAGACAAAAUCAAGUGAAGCACAAGAGGAGAGUCGGCAACUUUUUUCACCUCACCAACCAUGGUAAAGAUGGUUGAAAUGUUUCAACAAA
This is a messenger RNA of Anneissia japonica, 1392 nucleotides long. Its product is annotated as activating signal cointegrator 1 complex subunit 2 homolog. Gene Ontology annotation, cellular component: nuclear body. The coding region runs from base 349 to 1368 and encodes 339 amino acids. The record is from RefSeq and is a predicted model, not a curated record. Gene Ontology annotation, biological process: positive regulation of DNA-templated transcription. The transcript has 4 exons. Lineage: Eukaryota; Metazoa; Echinodermata; Crinoidea; Comatulida; Comatulidae.